ACAGAGAUCAGGGACAGGAUGGGACAAAUCACAGAGGAGAUCCGGCAGCUGGAGCAGGACUCAGAGGAAGCUCAGGGGGAGAGUCAGCAGAAAUACAAAGAGCUGAAGAGGAGACAGGAGGAAAUUGAUCGGUACCAGGAGUCAUUCGAGGAGUCCAGGGCUCAGGAGCAGGACAAGAUGACACAGAGUCAGGAGAACAUCGUCUCCCUGCUGGAGCACUGCAGCAGAAACAUGUUGAGGCUGCAUCAGGUGGAUACAGUGACAGCCAGUGAGCUGAGGAACAUGCAGGAGGUGCUGGUCAGUAAGGAGACGGAGGUGGUCCAAUCAGAGAGCACUGCCAGAGGACUGACAACUGAGUCCCAGCGUCUGCAGCAGGACCUGGAGAAGGUGCAGCAGCUGGAGGGGAAGAUCACGGGUGAGCUCAGCACCCUGAAGGAGCGCGUCAGAACCAUGGAGUCUGAGCUGGUCACCUACCGGGACCUGGACGCCCUGAGGCACACAGCAGAGGAGAAGAAAAAGAGACUGCAGGAGGACCGCAUAUCGCUGAGUCAGCGUCGGGAUUCCUUCAGUCAGCUGUUGGAGGAAAUGAACCAGAAAUAUGAAGCUCUGAAGACGACGCUGCAAGAAAACGAGACUCACGCUCAGCUGGCUAACCUUGAGAGGAAAUGGCAACACUUGGAGCAGAACAACUUCGUAAUGAAAGAGUUCAUCGCCUCUAAAUCUCAGGAGAGUGACUACGCCUCGGUCGCCAAGAACGUCUCCCAACAGGUGGCGGACUACAACAAGAGUCUUAUCGACUUCCUGCAGAACAGGAGCUAAAUACACAUUUAAAACAUAAAAAGCAUGUUAUAUUUCAGCUAACGUCAUGAUAAAGGGGUUAUUCCAAAGACAGUUCAAUAUUCAGUUUUUGAUGAAGAUGUCACUGUUUUGUCCGUUAGACUCAACUGCUUACUGUCCAAAAAUACCUAAAUGUGUCUUUGUAGUCGUAGUUUGAAAGUAUUUAUCUACUAUAUUUUGUAUUUAAAUGUAUCGGAGCUUUUGCUGUAAUCCAUGUCACUACUUUGGGUUUCUGUGAACGAGUGCCGCGGUUACUUGAAUAAAGACGUUUUGAUUGAA
Molecule: messenger RNA, 1116 nt
Organism: Anarrhichthys ocellatus (wolf-eel)
Lineage: Eukaryota; Metazoa; Chordata; Actinopteri; Perciformes; Anarhichadidae
Product: intraflagellar transport protein 74 homolog
Exons: 8
Biological process (GO): intraciliary transport involved in cilium assembly; cilium assembly
Cellular component (GO): intraciliary transport particle B; cilium
Molecular function (GO): beta-tubulin binding
Source: RefSeq, a predicted model, not a curated record